AUGUCCCAAGAUCUCCAACAGGAUUCCAGUCAGCAGAGCGGAACAAAUGAGAAUUCCUCCAGGAAUUCGUAUCUCUGCGAUGCGUGUGGAAAAUUUUUUGGCUACGAGUCCCAAUUCGAGACGCACAAACGCAUCCACACGGGGGAGAAGCCCUACCAGUGCUCCAUGUGUCCGAAGGCCUUCAUCCAAAAAGCUACCCUCACCUACCACUUGCGUACCCACACGGGGGAGAGGCCCUUCCAGUGCUCGAUGUGCCCGAAAACGUUUGGCCAAAAUUCCGGUCUCACUUACCACAUGCGCACCCACACGGGCUACAAGCCCUUCCAGUGCACGGUGUGCUCGAAAAUAUUCAAACUCAAGGGUACUCUCAUGAACCACAUGCGCGUCCACACUGGGGAGAAGCCCUUCCAGUGUCCAGUGUGUCUGGAGUCAUUCCGCCAGAAGUACCAUGUCACGCUGCACAUGCGAACCCACACGGGGGAGAAGCCCUACCAGUGCUCGGAGUGUUUGCAAUGGUUCGGCCAAAAACACCAUCUCACCCUGCACAUGAGGACCCAUACGGGGGAAAAGCCAUUCCAGUGCCCAUUUUGCCCGGAAAACUUUCGCCAGAAGUACCAUCUUACGACCCACUUGCGCAUCCACACGGGAGAAACGCCCUUCCGGUGUACGGUGUGCUCGCGAAAUUUUCGAUACAGAUACAGUCUUGAAGGUCACAUCCGAACUCAUAUGGUCAAAAAGUCCUUCUAAUCCUCGGCACGUCCAUCAACAGUUAGCCAAAAUGUUAUAUUACGUACCCUAGGCCAGAAAGUCAUCGCUCGUCUAAAUGAUUGCUGGCUGAUCCAACUACGAGCCACUUUCUGGCCUAGGUGCAUCUACGUUUUUUUAUUUUUUAUUUUUGACAUACACGAGCUUAAAAGUUUACAAUUGUGAGGUUAAGUUGAACAAGUAGAGAAAACACGUACUUUCAGCGGAGGUACACCACAAAAAAAGAUAAUCUUACGCUAUAAUUUCGAUAAAAGAAUCUCACGAUCUACACGCAGUUCUGUACUGAGGUAUAUUGUGAUUAACCAAAGGCAUUCCAUAAUCUUGUAAGACAUACAGGCCACAGCAAGCUUUGAUCUCGUUAAAAAUUGUCACGUGUACGCUCACGUGCUUUAUUAUUUUGAUUUGAGCACA
Molecule: messenger RNA, 1176 nt
Organism: Copidosoma floridanum
Lineage: Eukaryota; Metazoa; Arthropoda; Insecta; Hymenoptera; Encyrtidae
Source: RefSeq, a predicted model, not a curated record